Messenger RNA from Daucus carota subsp. sativus, 1588 nucleotides. Its product is annotated as GDP-mannose 3,5-epimerase 2. The transcript has 7 exons. NCBI's taxonomy places the organism in Eukaryota, Viridiplantae, Streptophyta, Magnoliopsida, Apiales, Apiaceae. The record is from RefSeq and is a predicted model, not a curated record. Gene Ontology annotation, molecular function: GDP-mannose 3,5-epimerase activity; NAD binding. Bases 224 to 1354 code for a protein of 376 amino acids.
GAGCAUGACAUAUGCUCUAAAAUGAUCUAAUUUACGUUAGAGGGCCCUUGCUCUUUCGUUCUCUCAAUAUAAACACGAGUGGUGUUGCCUCGAACCUUACCAGAGAUCUACAAAGAUUAUACAUGUACACACACAUUACACACCCAUACAUAUAAUCACACCACACCCCUUUUUAUAUUGCAUCUCUCAUUCUCAGACUCUCUGGAUUACACUUUGUUAAAGUAUGGGCAGCACUGAGCAAAACCUUUAUAUAGCGUACACCUAUGAGAGCCUUGAGAGGGAACCUUACUGGCCAUCUGAGAAACUCCGAAUUUCUAUUACCGGAGCAGGUGGGUUUAUUGCCUCACACAUUGCAAGGCGUUUGAAGAGCGAAGGGCAUUACAUCAUUGCUUCUGACUGGAAGAGAAAUGAGCACAUGCCAGAAGAAAUGUUUUGUCAUGAAUUUCAUCUUGUUGACCUUAGAGUCAUGGAUAACUGUCUGAAAGUUUCUGAGAAUGUUGAUCAUGUGUUCAAUCUUGCUGCUGACAUGGGUGGUAUGGGCUUCAUUCAGUCCAAUCACUCAGUGAUUAUGUAUAACAACACUAUGAUCAGUUUUAACAUGCUUGAAGCUGCAAGGAUCAAUGGCAUCAAGAGGUUCUUUUAUGCAUCUAGCGCUUGUAUCUACCCUGAAUUUAAGCAAUUGGAAACUAAUGUCAGCUUAAAGGAGGCUGAUGCUUGGCCUGCAGAGCCUCAAGAUGCAUAUGGCUUAGAAAAGCUGGCAACAGAAGAGUUAUGCAAGCACUAUACCAAGGAUUUCGGAAUUGAGUGCCGAAUUGGUCGCUUCCACAACAUCUACGGACCAUUUGGAACUUGGAAAGGUGGGAGAGAAAAGGCACCUGCUGCUUUCUGUAGGAAAGCCCUUACCUCUACUGAUAAAUUUGAGAUGUGGGGAGAUGGUCUGCAAACUAGAUCAUUCACAUUCAUUGACGAAUGUGUCGAAGGUGUUCUUAGAUUGACCAAGUCUGAUUUCAGAGAGCCAGUAAAUAUUGGAAGUGAUGAAAUGGUAAGCAUGAACGAAAUGGCGGAGAUCAUCCUCAGCUUUGAGGACAAGAAACUUCCUAUCCAACACAUACCAGGUCCUGAGGGUGUUCGUGGACGGAAUUCUGACAACACUUUAAUCAAAGAGAAGCUUGAUUGGGCCCCUACCAUGAAGCUGAAGGAUGGAUUGAACAUCACAUACUUCUGGAUAAAGGAGCAAAUUGAGAAAGAGAAAGCCAAGGGUGGCGAUCUGUCAGUUUAUGGUUCAUCAAAAGUUGUUGGCACACAGGCUCCUGUCCAGCUAGGUUCUCUUCGUGCAGCUGAUGGCAAAGAAUGAAGUAAAUGAUGCAAGCAUGUGCAUUAAACACCAUAUUUAAAACUGGGGAUUCUUGGUAUAAAUUUAUUUGAGAUUGCAAGGGUUGGAUUUGCUUUUGUCUUAUCUGCCCUGCUACUAUUCUAUUUAUAACUUAGCAGUUGUUCCAUGUAAUUCUUUCCGUCCAAGAAAUUUGGAUGUUCAUGUAUGAUUUUAUUACGCCAUGAAGCAUCAGUAUCUGGUUCUAUUUUGCCAAUA